AUGGGCGGCGUCCUUUAUCCCGGACAAGUAAAAGAGAAAGAAAUGGCAAAACAAGAAUUUGAAAGAGCGAAACGAAAAGGCUUAAGCGCUGGUCAUGUGGCGCAAAAGCCUCGUGACACCAACCGAUUUUUGGUAACGAUCAACGUGGCCGCCCAUAGUGAAGUUAAAUUUGAUCUCCGCUACCAACAACUUCUACAAAGACGGCUGGGAUUUUACGAGCACCCGAUUUAUGUGGACCCAGGUCAAGCAGUUAACAAUGUCAGCAUUGAAGUCUUCAUUCAAGAAUCCAAGAAGAUAACUUUCAUCCAUGUACCGCCGUUGCGCCCGAAUGACCCGUCUUUGCUUUCCAUCGAUACCAGCCAAGACACUCGAAUCAGUCGCCCAUCACCAUUGACUGGUCACGUAUUUUACAAACCAUCAGAUACAGACCGACCCCUCAGAGGCGCAUUUAUCAUUGAAUACGAAGUUGAUCGUAAAUUCGACAGCGGAGAAAUAAUGGCUGUCAAUGGUUAUUUUGUGCAUUUCUUUGCUCCCGAAGGCUUAAAACCUCUGCCAAAAGACAUCCUUUUCAUUUUGGACACGAGCAACUCGAUGGAGGGUAAGAAAAUGAGGCAACUCCGGGAAGCAAUGCUUGAAAUCUUGCGGGAUUUGAAUGAAGGAGAUCGAUUCAAUCUGUUGAGAUUCGCGCGCAAUGUGAAGUUUUGGCAUCAAGACAUGCAAAAAUGGAACGCAGCCAACAUGCAAGGCGCCCUUAGGUGGAUUAGUGAACUCGAUGCCGGAAGUAUUACCAACAUCAACGGAGCUCUUGUCGAAGGUCUGAAAAUGAUGACGAAAAGCUCCGAGUCACUGAACGAGACUCGUAACUCUAUCAUAGUUUUCCUGACUGACGGUGAAGCGACAGAGGGUGAAACGAACAAAGUCAAGAUUUUGGCUAACGUUGACAGGAUAAACAAGCAUGGAAUCCCCGUUUUUGGAUUGUCUUUUGGCGCCGACGCAGACUUCGACCUGAUGCGAAAACUUUCCCUUCGAAACAACGCCGUUGCUCGUCGCAUCUAUGAAGCGUCCGACACUUCGCUGCAACUCAAAAACUUUUAUGACGAAAUAUCUGCUGCUCUCAUUGCUGACCUCAAGUUCUCUUAUUUGGGAGACAACGUAGAUAAUACGACAUUAACAAAUAGAAGGUUUCAGAAUUAUUACAACGGAACAGAGGUGGUUAUUGCCGGCAAACUCUCGGAUAAUUCUUCUGAUGUUACUUUGAAAGUUGAUGGCAACACGAAUAAAGGUUCCCUGGGAAAUAUUGAUCCUGUAACGUCGAUUGAUAUUCAAAACUCCAGCUACGGUAUUGGCUUAAUGACCGACGCAGACAUCCAGGCAAUACCCGAAAAAUUGUGGGCCUACUUGACCAUCAAACAGUUGCAAGACCAACGAAUAGCUUCCAGCGACCCAGUCGAAAAAAAAAAAUUAUCCAAGCGUAUGUUGGAAUUGUCGGUAAAGGUAAGUCAUUCAUUUUUGUUUUGGUCUUUCUAA
This is a messenger RNA of Acanthosepion pharaonis, 1527 nucleotides long. The record is from the annotation of a GenBank genome assembly. Lineage: Eukaryota; Metazoa; Mollusca; Cephalopoda; Sepiida; Sepiidae.